AUGCCGAGAUCCCUAGACGAAUUCGGACUUGUUGCGACUGACACUGAUGUAAACCUUUGUUUAUCCUGCGUGCACCGUACCCUCGGCCGUAUCCCUUCCGAGCGUGGCUGGCUACGCGCUCCGCGUUGGCUCGCCUCGCCUCCAACCCCCGAUGCCAGCCGAACUUCGUUACAGACGAUGUGUCAUGCCUUUGAAAUGUUAAACCUUGGAGAGGCUGAAAAUGGAACCAAAUGGAAUCGCGGAAACAGGAGAAACGACGGGUUCAUCCAUUCCACCGCGAACUCUGCCCGUAAACUAAGUAAUAUUAAUGGUCUGGACGAUGGCAGAAGGCGCGGUAUCAAUGCGCUAAUGUCGGCUUCCUGCCUUUAA
Molecule: messenger RNA, 369 nt
Organism: Heterotrigona itama
Lineage: Eukaryota; Metazoa; Arthropoda; Insecta; Hymenoptera; Apidae
Source: the annotation of a GenBank genome assembly